AUGGACUCAUGGGAUUUCUCCCACGAGAUCUCCAAAUUGCGGUCUGGCGGGCAGCACAGAAGAGCCCUGCGGCUGCCCGGGGAGGCCUCGAGGCUGCUGCUGCUGCUGCUGCUGAUGCGGCUGCUUGGCUCUUUCCAGCGCUGCUGCGUCUGCGGCCAGAGCGGGGCAACCAUCAUGUGCUGCGUGCCGGAGUGUGACAGAUGGUUCCACCUGCCCUGUGCCAAGGAGGGCGGCUGUGUCAAUGUAUACGUUACUCCGUUCAGCUCCUUCUGCCCUGAGCACCGUCCAGAGCAGGAGGUGGAGGCGACUCCUGAGCCGGACACUGUUUGCCUCAUCUGCCUGGAGCCUGUGGAGGACAGAAAGUCCUUCACAACCCUGGUGUGCCCAACGUGCAAAAGGGCCUGGUUCCACAGAGACUGCAUCCAGGGACAGGCCUUGCGCGCUGGUGCUUUCUAUUUCCAGUGCCCCCUGUGCAGAGACAGUGGGGAAUUCCCUGUUGAAAUGUUCAUCUUGGGGAUCCGAGUCCCCUUCAGAGACCCAACAUGGGAGGACAACGAUGCCUUCGCAGAUCUAGGAGUGAGGCACAGUCAGUGCAACGCCAGGGAUUGCCUUUACCCUGGAGGCAGGGAGGAGGCAGAGGAACAGGGGCCCUGGCAAUUGCUCCUGUGCUCCUCCUGUGCUGCUGAGGGCACCCACAGGCGCUGCUCUGGCCUGAGGAACAGCACACAGAGAUGGGAGUGUGACAGCUGUGCUGGGCUCGGAACAUCUGCCAGGGAUGAGACAGAGCUCAAUGGCCCCAGGCCGGCCAGACAACGCAGGCGCUCCCGCCAGCAAGGCUGGGCCCAGAGUCCACCUGUCCGCUCCAGGAGUCGCCGUGACAGCAGCAGCAGGACAAGGCCAAGGGCUGAGAGGCCCAGGCGAAGGGACACAUCAUCGGGGACGCCUCCCAGACGCAGCCGCUCCCGCCAGCAGCGCCGGGCCUCGACUCAAACUCUGCGGUCCAGGAGUCGCCAGGACAGGAGCCAGAGGACAGCAGCGAGUGCUGAGAGGCCCAGGCAUAGGGGGACGUGGUCGGGGACAUCCCGCAGGAGCAGCCGCUCCCACCAGCGACGUCGGACCUCAACUGGGACCUCCAACAGCAGCGCGUAG
Molecule: messenger RNA, 1149 nt
Organism: Zonotrichia leucophrys gambelii
Lineage: Eukaryota; Metazoa; Chordata; Aves; Passeriformes; Passerellidae
Product: PHD finger protein 7-like
Exons: 8
Coding region: 1-1149 (382 amino acids)
Cellular component (GO): nucleus
Source: RefSeq, a predicted model, not a curated record